This is a messenger RNA of Colletotrichum phormii, 665 nucleotides long. RefSeq lists its product as uncharacterized. Bases 75 to 527 code for a protein of 150 amino acids. The transcript has a single exon. The record is from RefSeq and is a predicted model, not a curated record. NCBI's taxonomy places the organism in Eukaryota, Fungi, Ascomycota, Sordariomycetes, Glomerellales, Glomerellaceae.
AGGUGUAUUCUGGUGAUGCCUCUGCAGGUAUGUGAUUCCGAUGAUGACCAAGCAGAAUCAAUCGUCCGCACAAGAUGAACGAUGACGAUGGUUGCAUUUGCAUCUUGAUUAGAAGUGUCGUUAAAUUGGAUGGGACCCAGGGAUGUGUGGCAGCGGAGGACGGAGACUUGCAUCCGAGGAGAGCCAGUAGAGGUGGGAAGUCACGCCUGAUCGUGCCUGUCUCCAAGCGUGACAUGUGCUUGCCUCGUCAGAUAGAGGGCGGCCCGCAGUCGUCAGCAGGAACACCACGACGGCAAGCGCUAAUGCAGCUCAGGCAGGAACAAACUGCAAAUCGUCAGCUUCCAUGGUUCCAACACCACCAAGUCCCGUCUUUCCUUCCGUCGACUGCCGCCGUGCCUGAGAUCUUUCACGUACUGGAACGGGCAACAUCUUUCCUGGCUUCAGGUAAGCAGAGUAUCCUGAGAUGUGCCCUCGACGAAGGCGGGAAGGGACCUGAUAACUAUUCUUGUCGUCGUUCUUGUCGGUAAGCCAGCGUUAGUGGCUGGCUGCCUCAAGGAAGCCCGCGGGCGUUCUUUGGCUCCUGGCAGCCUGUAGAGGUAGACACCAAAGAGCAUCGCACAAGUAGCCUAGGUACCUACUAGCAAGAUUUGACAAAAUGCCAUGCG